Suillus subalutaceus is the source of this 998-nucleotide messenger RNA. RefSeq lists its product as uncharacterized. The annotation marks the transcript as partial. The record is from RefSeq and is a predicted model, not a curated record. The transcript is spliced from 3 exons. Lineage: Eukaryota; Fungi; Basidiomycota; Agaricomycetes; Boletales; Suillaceae.
CAAUGCACGGUACUGACAAUUCUGAAGACUUCUGGGAGGACGUUUACGACUCUCCAAUGGCUGAUUUUCUCCGACAAUACGAACAAUGGGCCUGCACGCAGAAUCAAAAUCUCAAUGAACGAGACUCUUUGGAAACAGUCCGCAAGCAAGCUCGAAAAUUGAUUGUCCGAGGACUGGUUGCAAUGACUGGCAAAAGAGACAUCACGAUGAACUACAACAACUACGAGACGGCGAUUAUCGAAACGUAUGCGGUCAAGCUAGUAGGAUGGCCCCAGGGUAUCAAAUUUACCAGUCCCUCAAACAUCGGGACAGUCGGUGAAAUUCGCAAGCUCCGCGAUGCGCUCAAGGACCAAACAUGUUACUGGGCUGCUCUCACUCCAGCCGAAGUCAAGGUUCACAGUGCUGAACUUGAUGCGCGCCGUUCGGCGGGGCAAGUUGUUCGGCAGCCACGCAAGAAGCGCUCCGAUGCUGGAAUCACUCGCAAGCGCAAGGCUCCACCUACCACAGGACAGGCACACAAAGAGAACAGAAGGCCGUCAAAGAAGGUGAAAAAGAAUACUAGUGCCCAGCAUCGUGAGGCCCCUAAAAGUGCGGAGUUCAUUGAGUCGUCUGAUGAGGAAGAGGACGAGGGCGAGUAGUACACCCUGCUACUCUUUUAUGUAUAUUCUGAGGAUCUGUACAUAUCUGAAUGAUUAGUAGCUGUCACUGUAAAAAACGCGCCACCAAUGUGUAAAAACGCGCUGUCAAUAUGCAUGGUUUAAGGAGCUCGUCGUGUACGACGGUGGGCACGAAGGUUCACAUGGCGGGAGCAUGAUAGCCGAAGCCAGGAACAUUAAUGCCGACGUCCCGCUUAGUUACCUAGAACUACUGUUAUUAUAAGUCACUCUUUAUCCAAGAGUUAUUGAAGGAGGCUUGGAAACGCUGGAACUCUGUCGUUUUAGACGUGCUAGCCCUAUCUAUAAUCACGUCUAAUUAGAGGCAAUACGUGGGAGUCACAG